AUGGAGAGAGCGAAGAGCGGCGGACUACCCAAUCUGCCUCUACAAGCCGUCCAGAUUUCCGAAGCUGCAAUUCAUGCGAUUGUCAAACACUCUUUACCGGAGCCGAGCGGUAACAAUAUCGUCAUUCAACCUGAAGAGUUCGCUGCAUUCAACAACCGCAUUUAUGCAAUUUCUUGUGGUCAGCCGCCCAAGAAGUAUAUCCUCAAAGUCAAUGGCCAACAUUUCGACGGCGUGAAAGCUGAGAACGAAGUUGGGUGUUUGCUCUUGAACGAGACAUAUUGCCCUAGCGUUCCAGUCCCACGAGUAGUGGCUUGGUCAACGGGUGGUAGGGUUGUCUCAAGGCGGCAUAAAGAUGGUACCAUAAUCAAGAAGAUCGUUCAGGAGCUGGACGUCGGAGUGCCAGGUUGGAUUCUGAUGACUCGCGUCGCUGGAAAACCUUUGGACAUUACAAAAUUGACGCCCGCGCAAAAGACUUCCAUCAUCGACCAACUAGUUCGCAUCACUUUGUGUUGGCGUCGGAACAUCCCCUGGUCAGUCUGGGCAGGUGAUAUCAGAUUUGAACCACACCAUUCCAAGUAUUCCCGGUACCGGCCUGCCACUAGGACGUCGUUGCCGAACCUAUCGAUAUAUGGCCUUCAAGGGAUGGGCAAAGGGAGAGCACCACCUAUGGGUACUAUGCUGAGCUACUGGCAGCUCAACCUACGCUGCUUGACCGACGAGCUUGAAAGUGAGCAAGUUUUGGUGCCGAAUCGUGAGCCCUUGUCGUCAAUACUGCACGACUGUAUUGAGAACGUUCUGCCACGUCUAUCAAUCCUCAAGCAAAACCAGACUCACGAAUUCGUGUUCACGCACGCAGACUUUGGACCUCACAACGUCCUGGUAUCGGAUUACUACCCUUCAAUUAUUACUGCUGUUCUUGAUUUCGAGUUUUGCGGUUUCUUCCCCACGUGGAGUCAAUUCUUCGCCUACGUGACGAAUGACGUUUUGUUGAAUGAGGAGGGCAAUCAGAAUCCCGACUGGCCCCCGGACAUGUAUACGAAGUACGUACAGUCACUCGCGCAGCAGGGUGUGGCUACGCCCUACGGACACGAGGCAACGAGAGAGUGGAAAGAGUUGGCAAAUCUCAUGAAGAUGGAGAUGAACAUUGCGCCGAGAUGGAUGAUGGGAGCUCAAAAGGUAGAACGCGAGGCACUUGAUAAAGCUAGGACUGCUGUUGAGGUGGCGGUUGAUCGAUUGAGGAGUCUAUCUCAGGAAGACAGUAGACGACCGUAA
Messenger RNA from Zasmidium cellare ATCC 36951, 1272 nucleotides. RefSeq lists its product as uncharacterized. Lineage: Eukaryota; Fungi; Ascomycota; Dothideomycetes; Mycosphaerellales; Mycosphaerellaceae. Bases 1 to 1272 code for a protein of 423 amino acids. The record is from RefSeq and is a predicted model, not a curated record. The transcript has a single exon.